AUGGAAAAUCCGAUGGUCAUCACGGAUGCUGAUAGUAAACUUCUUGCUUACUAUGCAAAUAUGCGAAGAAGAUUGGAGAAAGAGAAGCUGAAUGAUAUUGAAGUCGACAAGCUGUACGAUAUCGUUGAAGUGACUGGUGGUCUCUUCGAUAAACAUGGCAUUCGGUACACGAUUGAAGGUGGUACUUUAUUAGGUGCCAUUCGAAAUGGUGGUCUUAUCAAGCAUGAUAACGAUGCCGACUUCGAUGUUCUCCAAGAUGAUUUAGAUAAAAUUAAGGCUCUGAGCAGCAAUUUUGCUGAAUAUGGACUCGAAAUAAUUGACGUUCCAGGAUGGGGACUUCAAGUUACUCAUAUAGACAGUCCAUGCCUGGCGCCAGGUCUCUGGACUGAUGGGACUACAGAAUGGACGAGUAAAUGGCCAUUUCUCGACCUCAUUGCCAUUCGUUGGGAUGCAAUUGGACAAAAAUAUAUACUUGCUCAGGACGUGGCUUAUCAUGAUUAUCCUGAAUACUAUUUAACCCGAUCCGACUGGGAGAAUCCUUUCGAGAAAAUACCGUUUGGACACCUAAUGUUGUGGGCUAUAGGUGGUACAAAAAAUCGACGAGCAUAUCUAGAUCGUCAUUAUAGAAACUGGGAUCGAAUGAUAGAAAUGAAGAUGGAUCAUCGAUCGAAUCAAUAUUUUCAAGUUGAGAUUCAGUGUCCAUUAUCCUCAGAAGAUUUAUGCUAUCGGCCACGAAGUAAAAAUCCAACAACAUUGAAGAAACCAUAUUCACGAACAAAAGUAAUAAAUAUGAUUCAAGAAAAUUGA
This is a messenger RNA of Rotaria socialis, 807 nucleotides long. The record is from the annotation of a GenBank genome assembly. Lineage: Eukaryota; Metazoa; Rotifera; Eurotatoria; Philodinida; Philodinidae.